AAAUAGCACCAAAUCUCAUCAGCCUCAAACCCCUUUCUUUCUACCCAAAAGCUUUCCUCCUCUCUCCAAAUUAUCGAUCAUAAAUCUCCCUCUUCGAUCUUACCUGAAUCCAAUUUAGCCAAUUUUCAAUCACAGAUUUCCAGAUAUAUAAAUUCAAUUUUCCAUUUCCUAAAAAUCCAUUUUCGGAUCUGUUUGAGAUUAAUUUAAUUUAACCGAUGCUGCAGUUUUAUGCAUUGAUGAUUAUGAAUAGAAAUCCGAUGCCAAGGAAUCGGUUCUUUUAUAUAUUUUAGAAUUUUUGGAUUUGGGUUUGUGGGGAUUGGUGGGAGAAGAAAGGGGAAUCAAUGAAUGAAGGAAUUAUUGAUGAUGAGGAUUGAAUCUCGUAGGAAUUGAGAUAAAACUGGGAAUUUUUUAAAUCUACUUUGAUUAUUUUGCGAUAUGCCAGGGAUAGCAUCUGCUGCAGCUGCGGCUGCGGCGGAGAGAAAUGAUCACCAAUUUGCCAAAGGAGCAACGCCGUCUUAUAAGUCGCUUUCUUCCAGCAAUGGCUUCUGGUCCAAACAUCGAGAGGAUAUCAGCUAUAAUCAACUUCAGAAGUUCUGGAAUGAGCUAUCACCGCAAGCUCGGCAGGAGCUUCUGAGGAUUGACAAGCAAACGCUUUUCGAGCAAGCCCGUAAGAAUAUGUAUUGCUCUAGGUGCAAUGGGUUACUGCUUGAAGGUUUCUUGCAGAUUGUCAUGUAUGGAAAGUCUUUGCAACAAGAGGGAGCAGGCACCCAGUAUCCUUGCAACAGGUUGGGAGCUUUGAAGAAUCAGAACGAUGUUGACUUUUGUGGGACUGAUGGAUGUGAUGAUGAUAUUCAAGACCCAUCUGUCCAUCCUUGGGGAGGUCUGACCACGACACGAGAAGGAACACUUACAGUUUUAGACUGUUACCUGUAUUCAGAAUCCCUGAAGGGCAUCCAAAAUGUUUUUGACAGUGCACGGGCUAGGGAACGAGAAAGGGAGUUGCUUUAUCCUGAUGCAUGUGGUGGUGGAGGUCGAGGAUGGAUAAGCCAAGGAAUGGGUGGAUAUGGCAGAGGGCAUGGAACGAGAGAAACCUGUGCUCUCCAUACUGCUAGACUUUCUGUCGACACGUUGGUAGAUUUUUGGUCAGCCCUAGGAGAAGAGACCCGGCUAUCCCUGUUAAGAAUGAAGGAAGAGGAUUUUAUUGAAAGACUUAUGUACAGGUUUGAUAGCAAGAGGUUUUGUAGAGAUUGCAGACGAAAUGUAAUACGUGAGUUUAAGGAGCUGAAGGAACUAAAAAGAAUGAGAAGGGAACCUCGCUGCACCAGUUGGUUUUGUGUUGCAGACACGGCCUUCCAAUACGAGGUAUCUCAUGACACAGUACAAGCUGAUUGGCAACAAACAUUUGUAGACACUUUUGGGACGUAUCAUCACUUUGAAUGGGCAGUUGGAACUGGAGAAGGGAAAUGUGAUAUUUUGGAGUUUGAAAAUGUCGGUUUGAGUGGAAGAGUUCAAGUGAAAGGUCUAGAUCUGAGUGGUUUGAACUCAUGUUAUAUUACUCUAAGGGCUUGGAAAAUGGAUGGUCGGUGCACUGAGCUUUGUGUUAAAGCUCAUGCUUUAAAGGGGCAACAGUGUGUACACUGCAGGCUUGUGGUUGGUGAUGGCUUUGUCACCAUCACCAGGGGUGAAAGCAUUAGAAGGUUCUUUGAGCAUGCUGAGGAGGCAGAGGAAGAAGAGGAUGAUGAUUCCAUGGACAAGGAUGGAAAUGAGCUAGAUAGUGAAUGCUCCCGUCCCCAGAAACAUGCGAAGAGUCCUGAACUUGCUCGAGAGUUUCUCCUAGAUGCUGCAACUGUAAUCUUCAAGGAACAGGUUGAAAAGGCAUUUAGGGAAGGAACAGCACGACAAAAUGCUCAUAGCAUUUUUGUGUGUCUUGCUCUAAAGUUGUUAGAGGAUCGCGUCCAUGUUGCAUGCAAGGAGAUUAUUACUCUAGAAAAGCAGAUGAAACUUCUUGAAGAAGAAGAGAAAGAAAAGCGAGAAGAAGAAGAGCGAAAGGAACGGAGGAGAACAAAAGAAAGAGAGAAAAAGCUGCGGAGAAAGGAGAGAUUAAGAGAAAAGGAAAAGGAUAGAGAGAAGAAAUAUUCUGAAUCAACUAAACAUUCUCAGGGUCCUGAAAUUUCAGAGCAUGAAUUAACAACUAUUGCUGAUGGGGAAUCAAAUAAUAUCUGUAAUGGUGACUUUGUCAGUGAAACAGGGGAAGCUAUUCCAUCUGGGUCUCUAUCUCCAGAUAUUCAAGAUGAGCAGCUUUUGGAUGAGUUCAUUCACUCAGAUUUGCAAAAUCAGUCUGAUAGUCCUGAUGGAGACUUUGCUAAUACAAAUGAUGGCAUGAGUCACUUCCCGAUUGAUCACUUGAAAUAUUCUCGUCGAAAGCUGAAGUUUCGCAAAGAUUUUCAACAGGAUACAUACUCAAAAUGGUAUGACAGGCGGAGAUAUGCGAUUGGUUCAGAGAAUGGGAGUAUGGUUAACAAAUAUGAAGCAAGACAUCACAGUGAUAAUUUUGAGAGUGUGAGGAGCAUUAAUGGGCCAGCUAAGCAACUAAGAAAUUUUGUUGCGAAGUCCAAUAUCAGAAAUGUUGGACCCAAGUAUAGUGAGAAGUCUGCUUGUUCCAGCAACAGGAUCCAUGACAGGUAUGAAUCUCAUGCAUGCAGCUGCAAUCAAUACAGUGAUUUUCGAUUAAAGGUGGAGCCACACAUGUCAAGAAUGGUCAGGGAAAAUAAGUCUGUCUUUAAGUCAGAAUCUGUAUCAGAUAUGUCUAAGCCCUACUACCAUAUAAACCACAAUGAAUACAUGCGUGAAAACUGUGGAAGAUCCAAGAACAAAACUAUCAAUGGGAGCAAUGUUUACAACCGAGAUUCAAGUGUUACCAAGAAAGUUUGGGAGCCAAUGGAAUCACAGAAGUACCUGCGAAGUAACUCAGACUCUGAUGUUACCUUGAGAUGUUCUACUUUUAAAGGUGAAACUACUGAAUCUGAUCAAGCUCCUGAAUCUUCUAUUGCUAGCAGUUCUGACAAUUUAACGGGGAUCACUAUUCAAAUCAAGCAUGAGGACAAGGAUUUACAUGCAGUAAUAAAAUCUGAGCCUGAAGCAGAGAGAAAUGGCGAAAAUGGGUUUCAUCCAAAAGAAAAAUCCCAGCAAUACAAGGAAGCAACGGAUGAGGAUGGUGAACUGUGUCCUAUGUCAAGAUCUUUACAGGCAACAUUAGAUUCAUCACUGAGCAGCUCUUCGAAUUCUGAUAACUGCUCAUCCUGCCUUAGUGAGGGAGACAGCAACAUAUCAUCUUCAAAUCCUCAAACCACUGAAUCUUCAUCUUCAUCAGAUUCAGAUGAUGCUAGUCAAAACUCAGAAGGAAGAGAAACAUCAGUCUGCUUUCAAAGUGGCAUCACUGUAUGUCAAGAUGCUGGGAUAGUAAAAGGGGAGAAUACAUGUGGAGUGGAGCAUGUCAAAGGCCAGGUUGUCAAUGAUGCAGCCACAAACACCAGGGGUACUUUGUCUUCCAAAGCUAAUAGUGAAAAUGGAAGAGCAAACAUGAGCAUUAAUGCUCAACCUCAAGUUGUGCUCCCACAAUUGCACAACCAGAGCAUGCAGUUUCCAAUUUUUCAAUCUCCUCCAAUGGGGUACUACCAUCAAAGUCCACUUUCUUGGCCAGCUGCUCCUACUAGUGGGUUUAUGGCGUUUCCCCCUCCCAAUCAUUAUUUAUUUGCUAGUCCGUUUGGGUAUGGUUUGAAUGGGAAUAGCCAUCUUAUGCAGUAUGGCACUUUACAGCACCCUACUCCCCAAAUGCUUAACCACAGUCGUGUGCCUGUUUUCCAGUCUGUUGCUCAAAGCAAUGGCAUUAAUGGAAAGGAUCAUAUGAAGAUCUCAAAUGUAGGUGGUACAAUAGAAACCCAUGCUGGAGCUAAUGUACAGAGGGUGGUCUCUAAUGGGCUGCAGCCAAGGGAAACACCUGCUACUGCCAAAAAGGGGAUGAAUUUGAAGACUGAAGGAUCUGAUGUCAGAAAUACAGGCUUCUCCCUUUUUCAUUUUGGUGGACCUGUAGAUGUUCCGCCUGGUUUGAAGUCCGAACCUACAUCCUUGAAGGAAGAAAUUGGCACAGAUUUAUCUUCAAAAUUAUCUGCUGACCACAGUGAAGGUGAUCAAACUUGCAAUAAGAAAAGUUCUAUUGAAGAAUAUAACUUGUUUGCAGCAAGUAAUGGGAUAAAGUUUUCAUUCUUCUGAUAUAUAGAGUUACAAGUGUGAGGAGGCGGUUUGAGAUUCAGUCCCUGCUUUGAGUGAUGGAAGCUAGUCAUUACUAUACAAUAAUCCUCCUCUGAAAAUUUUAGCAUCUUUUUAUGGUUUAGUUGAUUGAAUUAUUUUGUUUGUUUUUCUUAGAGUUCCUUGUGUAGAAAGAGAGUUUGAGAAAGUUGCAGAAUGGUUUAAGGUUUUCUGUAUGAGAUCAACUUUUUGAAGUUAAUGGAGCUUUUCCCGGGAUAGUGUCCCUUCUUGCAAUUUCUAUAGAAGAACUGCGAUUAGUUA
Coffea eugenioides is the source of this 4566-nucleotide messenger RNA. RefSeq lists its product as uncharacterized. NCBI's taxonomy places the organism in Eukaryota, Viridiplantae, Streptophyta, Magnoliopsida, Gentianales, Rubiaceae. The transcript has 8 exons. The record is from RefSeq and is a predicted model, not a curated record. The coding region runs from base 436 to 4269 and encodes 1277 amino acids.